Camellia sinensis is the source of this 2316-nucleotide messenger RNA. The record is from RefSeq and is a predicted model, not a curated record. Lineage: Eukaryota; Viridiplantae; Streptophyta; Magnoliopsida; Ericales; Theaceae.
ACAUCAAACUCUUCCAUAAUCCCCAAGCAGAAGUGAGUUUUUUGGGUGAUAUACAUAUAUAGAUUUAGCUAGUGAAUUGAGUUUUAAAGAAGUUUAGUUGUGUACAAGGAUCUCAAACUAAAGUACAUCCACUCAAGUGCUCAUGGCUUCAUCUGAUAGUGAAAGAGAAGAAGCAGAAGCUGUAGCCGCAGUAGCAGAAGAAGAAGAAGAAGAAGAAGCAGAAGCUGCAGCCGCAGUAGCAGAAGAAGAAGAAGAUGGUGAUGAUGAAGAAGAUGAAGAAGCUGAAGAAGCCAGAGCUCUGGAGAAACAGUAUUGGAAGUACCAACCACUACAGAAAGCUGCUCUGACAGGAGACUGGGAAGAAGCCAAACGGAUCAUUGAUGGAGAUGGAGAUGCACUCACAGCCAAGAUCACCACAGACGAGGAGAUUGCACUCCACGUAGCCGUUGCAACAGGUAAGUCAAUCGAGUUCGUGAAGAAUUUGGUGGAUUUGAUGCCAGUGGAAGCGCUGGAACUAAAUGACAGUGUAGGUGCGACUGCCCUCAACAUUGCAGCCCGGUUCGGCAACACAGAUGCUGCUAAAAUUUUAGUAGCCAAACACUCGGAUUUGUUAUACAUUCGCAACGGAGAUAAUUGGUUACCUCUACACUGGGCUGCUCGAAGUGCUCAUAAGGACACCCUUUCAUAUUUAUUAAUGGUCACUAAACCUGAUUGUAAGACCAAAAAACCAAUUGAGAAUGAUUUGGAGCACAUGGCCCCCUUUGAAGAUGAUUCUGGCGUUGAGCUUCUUGUUCUUGUCAUAGCUUCUGGAUUCUAUGAUAUAGCUUUGGAUUUGGUUAGGCAAUAUCCCGAGGUAGCGAAAUCAAGCUUUCAGGAUCGAUGUGCUCUGGGAGAAAUGGCUAAAAAGGUGUCUGCAUUCAGAAGUGGUAGUCAUUUCAAUCAUUGGCAAAGCAUAAUAUAUUAUUAUGUUCCAGUGAAGGUAGAGCAAUCUGCCGAAUACAGUGAAAGAGAUGACAUUUUGAAUCCAACAAGGCAAAAAGUGAAGGCCAUGCUUUGGAGAGUCUUGGAAUUAUUAGUGCCUCCCAUUAAACACGUACAACACAUACGAGAGCAAAAAUUGAAGCACAAUCAAGCACUCCAACUAGUCAAAUACUUAUGUGAGCAAGUUAGAUCUUUAGAAGACUUGAAAGCUUAUAGAUCACUUGCUAGAAGUCCACUCCUUGUAGCAGCAAAGUUAGGGAUUCACGAGAUUAUAGAAGAGAUUGUGAAUUCGUUGCCUAGAGCAAUUCUUGCUAGAGACUUCGAAAAUCGAAACAUAUUUCAACUCGCAGUUAUAAAGCGCCAUGAAAAUGUUUUCAACCUCUUGUAUCAAAUGGGUGAGUAUAAACAAUAUAUUACACGAUUGGAAGACGAUAAUGGGAACACACUGCUACACUUGGUUGGAAACAAAGCACCUAUAGAGAAACUCAGUGUUGUUCCAGGUGCAGCUCUGCAGAUGCAGCGUGAGUUACAAUGGUUUAAGGAAGUGGAGAAGUUUGUGAACCCUAGUCAUAUAGAAAAGCAAAAUGACGAUGGAGAAACUCCUUCAACAGUUUUCACCAACAAACACAUGGAUUUAGUAGUUGAAGGAGAGAAAUGGAUGAAAAACCGAGCAACCUCAUGCACAAUUGCAGCGACACUCAUUACUGCUAUAGUAUUUACUGCUGCAAUAAUUGUUCCAGGUGGGAACAAUAACACAAGUGGACUCCCAAUUUUCUCAACAGAAAAAGCAUUUAUUGUUUUCGUAGUUUCAGAUGCAAUUGCUCUGUUCAUGUCCACCACUUCUCUUCUGAUAUUCUUGUCCAUCCUCACUUCGCGAUAUGCUGAAGAUGAUUUUCUCCAUGUUCUUCCCCAUAGGCUAAUUAUUGGCUUUGUUACAUUGUUCCUCUCCAUAAUAGCCAUGAUUGUAGCCUUUAGCUCGACGCUGUGUCUUAUGUUGGGUGACAAGAACAGCUGGCUACUUAGUUUAGUUGUUACAUCAGCAUGUUUACCAAUUUCUUCUUUCAUGCUCCUACAGUUCCCCCUCCUUGUGGAUCUCAUGUCUUCAACAUAUGGACCUGGCAUUUUCGGCAAGCAAAGUAAUCGGUCUUUUUAUUAAGAUCAACAACAAGAUGAAGAAUUCCAAGCAUAUAUCAUCUAGUUUCAUCCAUUGUAACCAAUAAAUGGAUUAUGGUCCCUAAGUUUUCUUCUGUAAUAAAAACAUGUUGCAAUGUUCAACAUGAAAAAUUGUGUGACAAAUGAUAGUAACAUAUACAAGUGCAAUGGAUUUUGGAAAAA